Penicillium brasilianum is the source of this 4765-nucleotide messenger RNA. The record is from the annotation of a GenBank genome assembly. Lineage: Eukaryota; Fungi; Ascomycota; Eurotiomycetes; Eurotiales; Aspergillaceae.
CAGGGUGACGGGCAACUUACAUGCGACUCUCUUUGGCAAUCUGCGGUAGUUCCCAAUAUCGAGACAAUAGCAAGUUCUUGAAAAUCUUGUGUUCUAGACCCGUCAUGUCGGCUGCACGUUCAAGAAAGCGGAGGGUAUUGGCGAUUCUCGAUGGGUUGAAAUCCGCGGGUGGAGAAGCGCGAAAGGAUGUCCGCAAGGUAGUUCGAAGGACAUGCCGGCUUGGUGUCGCAUAUCUGAUGGCCUUUAGACCUUGUCGGUAGAGAUGACGGUAUGCAUGAACGAUCUCUUGCUGGUUGACCAGCGGUCUGAUCUGAGAAGCGCUCAUGGUAGAGUAGUUGUAGUUUGAUUUGUCUAUUCCAUGUGGAUUCGUUGGGCGGUGGCAGCUUCACUUUUCGCAGGCCUCAGGCAACGCUAGUCCCGUUCAAGACAGGUGACUUUGGGCCGCAAUCGCUUCGUCUUCGCAUUUCCCCCCCACCUUACUUGGGAUGCGAACCUGCAGUAUUCGUGCUUUGCUCGUCUUUUGUCGACCUGGCUCCAGUAGCUAAUAAGACGUGUUCAUCUGCAACGUGCCGUACUCCUCCAUACCUUCGGCGCCUCCCUCGGAGCCCUGAGUAUACCGGCGUACCCGUUGUACCCAUUGAAACCCAACUCCAGUUUUAUGAACUGACCGCCCCGAAUCUACGCUCCUACCCUCGACGUCUCCUCCUCUGAGCCCCUCGCGCCGAUAUCGAAAACAUGUAUUGAACGGAAUUUGCUGCAAGGCUUUAUCGAAAGCCGGUUUGAAAAGAAAUGGCCCGGGUCGUGAGAAGGGCCAUGUCAGCUUCGGCUCGGCGCGCGCCCAGUCGCGCUGUCCAGAGGAGAGCUCGCAAGCAUAAGGUGAUCAUGGAGACGGUCACUCAGGAGAAGAAAAAGCUGCGGAGUGUGAUCUGUUUUGAAGCCCAGGCACCGAGUGGUUAUACAUUCAUCCCAGCGGGAAACCCGCUUCUGACCACAUCUUGCAAGGAGCGGUGUCGGAAGGAUGGACUACAGGUCUACGCGGUCUCGACAACACCUCACAUGGGCACACAUAAUCUGUCUCAGCAUGUCCAUAGGAUAGGGUAUCAUUUCCCAAGCACAGUCGUCGCAGCGGCUUGCUCAGAGCUUGGCCUUUACCUUACGAGUGCUGGGAAAGCAGUCCCCUUCCACACACUUGGUACUCUACAAGCGAACCCCCCAUCGAACUCCGAGGUCGAUCAAAUCACAAUCAACACCGAAGCGAGAGAUGCGAUAAGGGACCUAUUUCCUAACAUCCCUGACAACGAUCUCAACCAGAUUAUCAAGACGGCUUUUCAAAAGGGUCAACGGAAAGUCGGCACAGCAUCGGAAUUGCCUUUAGCUCGCAGAGCACAACUGGCGGUGGUGGCACACAUUCGCCACCUCUACACUGAUUAUGAUCGCCUUCUGAAGCAGAAAUCAUUUCAUGAAGCUAGGUCGGAAGUGGAGCAGGUGACCCUGUCCAAAGUUAUCGCGUGGCGUGGAGACGAUGAAAAUGGACAGACCGCUCUUGAGGACGUUUUCCGCGAGGUUAUCGUCAUAUCGGAUGACGACGACAGCGAAACAGAAGAGGAAGAAGGGCUUGUAUCAUCAGAUACUAGGGACCGCAGCAUUGAGAUUCUUUCUCGCAAUGCCCGGACCCAUGAGAUUCAAACUCAACCGAUAAGCGCCGUGCAUUUCACCACACAGGACCCGUUGCGAGAGCAGUCUGAGGAAGCCCCGCCUGGAUAUCGGAUUGUCACCAGGGUACCAGCCCAGAAUGCCAUCAACCGCCGUGGAUUCAACAGAUAUCAAGCCUGGAACCGCGCACUGAAUCGGUAUCGAGCUGAAGCCAACGGUACUGAACAGGUCCCUGUGAACAGUGCCACAUCCGGUGAAAAGCAGAGUCCGCGGUAUGGGAAACGUCCUGUUGUUACUCAUGAGAUGCCAGAUCCCCCUCGACGGCGAGAGGUUGCCCUGUCCUCCAUGGAGACCGUCCCCAGGGUUUUGUCAGGGCCCUCUUACGUUGAUAAUUCUGGACAACGACUACUUGCCAUGCCACCAAUGGAUCCCCCGUCCGGAAGGAGCCAUGUAGGUGCUCAAGAAAGACGCCCUCCUUUGGAGACCCCGCCAAUAGUUGCCCAAUAUAAAUCCAGUGGGCGACAGCCACCACUAAUCACACAGAAAUUGCAUGAAAUUCGUCAGCCAGAAGUGGCAAACUAUCCCGCGGUGAAUGCUGGCUACUCCCAGGGUAUAUCAUCAUACCCCAACACAAGUUCUAAUGCUCGGUUGGAGAGGCCGCCUGUAUCACUCAACAACAGAGCUGAUGCGCCGGUGUUUGUGAGCGGGCCGCAGGAACUACACCACCCAACUAGGGAGAGCCAUUUUGGACCCCGGACUGAUCUUACUGGUUCCCUUCAUCCUAGGACAGGAUCAAAUCGUGAGGACGCAAUCCCAUCGAUUGAAUUAAUGGAGUCUCCCGUCCUCGCAGAAAAGCGCCGGGCAGAUGGCCGCUUGGUGCAUCUGACCAACAAGAUGUCGCUUCGUUCCGUAACCCCAGGUCAUUCCCAGAGUGAGACAUCCCGACACGCUCAACCCAUGGCCCCUGACAGCCCGGAUGAUCAGAGCUGCAAGAGGAGACGGCUGGCACACUAUGCUGCGGGCCCUGUAAACCCACACCUCCAUGAGCGGAACGCAAGACUCACUGGGCAUCCUAUCCCGGAAGGACCCCGAGGACCGUAUCGCCGCGAGGAGGUUAUCCCUCCAGAGCCUCAUACGCAGGACAGGUUUUAUCUCCGUCGGGAUCUUCCUCUACCCGCAGAACAUCCCCUAGCUAUAGGACACCCGCACCAGAGAAACCCCGCCCCUUUGGCUCCAUCUCAGGUCAGCUCGAAUGCCAGGCCCCCUCUAGAGCGGACACGUAUGGCCGACCCCUAUGGACCAAUAUCCAUGCAUUCAACACAGCCAAGCCUCCAUGGAUACGGCAGCACUGUCACCCCUAGUGCUCGCACCCUGGGGCUACCAGCAGAUGCUUCUUACUCGGAACUUCGUCCAGCUUACUAUGAGGAUCGUAGUCCCCGUUUGGAUCGUGCACGGCCAUCAAAGCCUGAAGAACCACGAGUGCCUCUUUGGAGAUCCCAUCCUGAUGCCGAUCAUUCCGUGGUCCAUCCUGCUCCCUCCAACGGGAAGCUGUACGCCGACGGCUUCGUUCGUCAGGUUGAAUACCGCGAGGCUCGCCCGGUCCCAGUGGAAUACUAUCUCCCGCGGCCGAGGCACCAACCACUCAUGCGCGUGGAAGAGGACCAUGGCCAAUCGGCACGGACGAGGAUCCCUGACCCCCAUCCCCCUCAAGAUCUACCUCAUUUCCAGGGCCCCACAGAAACCCGUCACCCUCGAAGCCCACGGGCAGCGAUAGUCUCUCAUGGCCAGGCGCCUCAUCAUCCCAAUGCCGGGCCUAGCCCGCGCGAACCUCAUAGUAAACCCAGUGGCGCUUCUCGUGACAGACGCCCUGGUAGCGGGCUUGGUGCGCCACGACGUGUCCAUGAUCCGCGAUCCUUCCAAAUGGUUGAGCAAAAUCGUCCAAUUUAUGUGCAACGAGUCGAGUCGCAGCCACCAUCGCAGUAUACUGUCCCGGAUGGACGGCCCGUUGUGAUUGUGGAUUAAAGCGGGGCAAGAGAGGCUGUGUCCAGGGCGUUGUGAAGACUUGCUGGAUGAGAAUUGAUGCAUUUGUUACGCACGCAUUGUCUACGAUACUAUGAUACCCACCUGCCUAUUCAUGUUCUUAGAGUGCCUAUUACUAUGAUUCUUAUGAUGCCAAGAUCAAGUCAAUGUCCUCGGCAUGUUAAUUCAAAGAUAUUAGAUCCCCUCAUCCUAGCAUUAUCCGUACCCUUCGAUGCAUACAUUAUUUGCCUAGUCAUCCUCAGAAUCUUGUCAAAAUCUUUAUCAAAUAUUUCUUGUUGAGGCAAUGCGGAGAGGUACAAAGCGCUGGUAAGAUCGUUCUUCACCAGGAAGCACACGAUCAAGUCUUCCAAGUACAUCUGAAGAAUAUAGCACCCUUCUAGAGUAAUUAUUCCGACUCCCAUUCAUGACACCGCCUUCGUCUUCUUCCAAAACUUUUCUCCCAAUAUACACCAACAGCCGUCUUAGACGCUCUUGGUCUGUCCAUCAGCCUCGCCACUAUUCACGGUCUUGCCAGUCUUCUUGAUCGCGGCCAGCACGGUAUCGUACGAGACAUUAGGUUCGGUGGUGAUGUUUGCAGUCUGCGAUUCGAGGCUGACAUCGAAGGCUUUGACUCCUAUAAGACUUGAGCGUCAGCGACAGACACAACACAAAGACGGUAACACGACGGAUCGGAUCGACGCGGGAUCAACAAAGGUCGCAGCCCAGGCACUUUCGAAUCUCAAGGGGUAUACACACCUUCCAGACGCUUCAGGACUCGCUCGACGGCGCCGGAGCAGCCGCCGCAGGUCAUGGUCACAUUGAACUUGUACUGGUGGUCGGACAUGGCUGCGACAAAGUGGGAUUGUUGCAAGGUGGAAUGUCCGCGGGGCUGCGGGGGAGAUUCUAAAAGGGCGGGAAGGUUGGAAGUGGGCGACGUAAGGAGUGGGGGGAAAAAGAUACAAGGAUUACGAGUGAGUGGAAUCGAGCGGUGAUGAGGACUAGCUGGCCUGUUGGACGUUACAAAGAUGGAUAUAUAUAGUUUUUAGUCGAGGGAGUUAGGCUUGAUCAUGUUUACUUCUGUUGUGUUUAUCGA